Echinococcus granulosus is the source of this 210-nucleotide messenger RNA. RefSeq lists its product as hypothetical. NCBI's taxonomy places the organism in Eukaryota, Metazoa, Platyhelminthes, Cestoda, Cyclophyllidea, Taeniidae. The coding region runs from base 1 to 210 and encodes 69 amino acids. The transcript is spliced from 2 exons. The record is from RefSeq and is a predicted model, not a curated record.
AUGGAUUGUAUCAGUGGAUCCAACUUCUAUGUGCUCACCUUGGCCUCGCUUCCUCAUUCGUCGACAUCGUUUACCUUCCAAAGGAAGUGGAACCUCGUCGUCCUUCAAAACGAAGUGAAUAUCACACUUCUUGGUAUUAGCAUUUUUAACGUCAUCCAACAAUCACUGCUCUACUUACCCUGUACACCAGAGAGGAGGAUGCUGAAAUGA